This is a messenger RNA of Lates calcarifer (barramundi perch), 3433 nucleotides long. Its product is annotated as UPF0687 protein C20orf27 homolog. The transcript has 6 exons. Lineage: Eukaryota; Metazoa; Chordata; Actinopteri; Centropomidae. The record is from RefSeq and is a predicted model, not a curated record. Bases 422 to 955 code for a protein of 177 amino acids.
ACCUUGUGAUGAUUGUAGGCCUCUGUUUGGAUCCCCUCAGAAACUGAUGAAAUUGUAGUACCCGAUUUUAAAACGCCACAGGACGUACAAAUAUACGCGGACUCCGAAUUGGUCGUAUUGGUCCAAUAGUGUACCCAUACAGGGAUGAGCCGCUAGCGCCACGCGCGUGUCCGCCGAGACGGCACAUGCCCGCGCGCACAAAGCAUGCCUGAGCCUUCCCUCUGUUAGUAGAACGCGGUUUCAUUUGUCAGCGCUUCACAAGGAGAGAUGCCAGUGUUUCUGCUCAGAAGGAAAUAACUAUGUCACCACUGGUAUUAUGAAUAUAGCACUGCAAACUCCCAGUUCAAGUACACUGAGCGGAGAUCAGUGAUGACAUCACCCAGGUAUUGUCUGACACCUCCCAAUCCCUAACCGCAUUACCAUGGCAACAGGAAGAAAAGGCUCCACGUCCAAAGUGGGUGGGGUGCAUUUCCCUGAUGAUGACGACCCCCCUGGCUCUCCAACACGGAGAGACGACCAGUCAAAUCUCUCCACUCUCAUUGCUAUCCCAGAGAAGGAUGGUAGCUACUUGGUCAAGGCUGGUUUCUUGAAGAGCCACCACUGUUAUGAGAUUGUCUUCAGUGUUCCGGAUGUGCCCACUCUGGGAAAAGAGCUCUCCUGUCUUCCUUCCUCUUCUCCGACUCGGAGGUCCCCCAGCCUUCGAGUCCAUCGUAUUAACUCCACACUGGAGGGAGUAAAGGUAACCUGUGAGUACAGGACUCACCAGGAGGGGGUGCUGCAGGAGGAGAUCACUCUGGUGACGAGGGGGAGAAAAGACAGCAGUCUGAAGGUCAGACUCCAAGUCAGAGUCAUUGACCCACAUCAUGGGACUCCCAUGCUGCUGGAUGGGGUAAGGUGCCUGGGCGCUCAGAGGGAUGUCCACUCAAAGCACAGCAGUGAUCGUAAGAGGAUAUGAUCAAAAGACAGACACACAGAUGUAUAUAUCUACAAGGAUAUUAUCCAAUAAUUGGGUCAGGGCUCAGAGUAGUAGUAUAGAAACAUCAAAAUGUGCUGACUAGGAAAUAAUGGGUCUGUGUUGCUAUGUUUUGCUAUUGUAGUACCCUAAAAUGUUGGAAAAUAACAGGUCAAACAAAUACUGUAAUUGAUAUGAAUAUGAUAUGAUAUGAAUAAAAAUGCUGAGUUAUGAAAAUGAGGCUCGUCAGCGAAAAAAAAAAAGAGUUAAAGAGUUAAAGUUAAAUAUCACCAGCCUGCAGCUCUGGAUGGGCUUUUGACAACUGUUAUCCAAUUUACAUAGCCAUGAAGCCUUUGCUGUUGGAGAGAUAUCGUAAACCAGCACUGAGCACCAGCCAACUUACAAAAUAUACUUGUACACACACACACACACACACACACACACACACACACACACACACACACACACACACACACACAGAAACAGAAUUCUCAGAUCCCUGUUCCUUAUACUAAUUCUCAGAUCCCUGUUCCUUAACUAUGUGCACCACCUAUCAUAAACAGCAUUCAUCAAAAUACUGACCAGUAAAUUGUUUGUGUACAUCAACAGUAGAAUUGCCUAAAGGUAAUGGUGCAGUAAUUAAUGUUAACUGAUCCCAACUAUAGAAUUUGCUAAAAUCUAUGAGAUGUAGUUAGCAGGGUUUGUGCAGGAUGACACGUUUACCACUGCUGCUGUGAGUUUCUCACAGCAGCCGCCAAAUGUUUUACAGACUGCGCCUUACUGUCGUACCGAUACAAUUCUCAUUGUACUAUUGAUAAAUCUUGUAACAAUUUAGCCAGGGCCACUUACUCAAGGGCACUUCGGCAGCAUUUGCACUGUUUGCAAUAAGAGUCACUUGUGACUGCUCAGUAGCUUUCCUAAUUUCCUACUUCUCAGUAGCCAUAAAUGAAAAAGAGAUCAAGAGGAUUUUUUCCAUAUAACCACACUGUCUGGUGUAUGUAUUUUUAACUGUGGCUGGCAAUUAAAACUGUAUAAUAGUAUUAAGAAGCACGAUACCAUUCAAAUAUGUGUACUAUACUAAAAAAUAUUUAUCUGCCUUAAGCACCUGUUCUGUUGACAUCAGCGAAGGCCUCAACAGUAUGUUGAGCAGGGGUUGCUUAAUAUAUUUCUAAUGCUGUAACACAGCUCCCUAUUUGCAUGAUUUGUAUGCCAUUUGUAACCAAAUGAGCUGCCAAAUAAUUAAAACAGGUUAGGUGAAUUAUAGGCCUUAGAAAGAGGCCAACAGAAAUGUGUCAAAGGUCAGUUUUUUUUUUUUUACUACACUCUAUUUAUUACAUUGUGACUUCAGAAAAAGGAAGCUGCAGCAAAGAGUUUUACAAUUAUUUAUCACAGGAAUAGACCAAGUUUAUUGUAUAUUGUUGGAUUUGAUCUGUUAUGAAGAACACUAUGAUAACAUGUAUUCUUGGUAGAUCAUCAGCUCCAUGCUAACAUUUUAACAUACGCUCUGUUGAGUAAUCACAUCCAUGCUAGACCUUUAGCAUACAGUAAAUGAAGUAAUUGUUUGAGAAUCAUCCUUAAAGUAAUUCUUGAAAGAGAAUUUUUCAAUGACAUGACUUGUGAUUAUUUAAUGAGUGUAAUUAUGCUAAUAAGACACAGACUGCUAACAAUACCUUGGCUAGCUGUAAGCGGACGACUGUUAGCCGGCUCAUCAGUGGUCAAUUUUAAGUGACCAGUAGUUGAUGGAGAACAAACAGUACUCUGGGUCUUAUCUGCCAAACUUCAAACUAUGAUAUGAUGUGUUUAAAGACUUAUCACCAUAAAAACUCUCAAUCGCAACCUCUAAGAUUCAGAUAUGUGUAGCAAUUUGUCCAGUCAAGUCUGCGAAGCUAACAUCAGUGUUAGCUCAAGCAGCCAAAGGGCAGAGCUGGACUACAGGUGUGACUUAAUAGUAGUUGUACAUUAAGUUAUUAUCACAAGUGUACAACCAAUUAUCCUUUAUUAACAAACAUAGCACUGUCUUUGAACAUUUAUAUUUGAAAAAAUGUUGCAUUAGCAUUACUACUACAUUAGAGAUAUACUUUUCUUCAAUACUGUGCAGACCACUGAUGAGCAUGGAGUUUCUAUUGACAGUAAUUGCAUUUUAAAUCACCAUGAAAUCACUUCAGUAGUUUAGUUGACUAAGCUUCAUAGAACAGUAACACCCUCUCAUGCCAGUGGUCUAUUACUCAACAUGAAUGUUUACUUUAAGUGCUGGAGUGGAGCUAUAAUGUCUGUGAUCUACCCACACAUCAAUGACCAAAUAUGAGGAUUCUUAAUACAUUUUCAGAAUAUGUUUUCUGUUCAUUUAAGCAUUGUUGAUUGUGCCUGCAGUGUGUGUACAUAUUGUGGUGCCAUCAUACAGUAUGUGUCCCUUUGCACUAGUCCAUCAGGACUUUACCAUUUGUCUGUUUACCUGUAAAUAAAGUAUCCUCUCAACAUGUA